AAGUUAAAUGAAUGUUUAACACUGAAGGGAGAAGGUAGCAGCAGUGAAGAAAGGGUAUUGAACUUGGUUAAUAUGGUUAUAGUUGGUGGUGGUAGUUGGAAAACGGCGAUGUUAAUGUCAUCGUCGUUGAGUCACGUGCGUCCACUAACAUGUUCAUCUUCAACUUCAUCUUCAUCACGAAUAGCUCCUCAUCCACACGAUCUCAUCAAAUGGGUAACAAGAGAAGGUGGAUUCGUUCACCGUGCUGUGAAGAUAGCACAACUAGAUUCCUCAAAUGGUUUAGGGUUAGUGGCUAAGGAAGAUAUCCCAAUUGGUACUGACCUAAUUGCUCUUCCUCAACACAUUCCUUUGCACUUCAAUCACGAUGACAACUCUCACUCACUCCUCCUUCAAUUAACCUCCCAUGUUCCCGAUGAAUUGUGGUCAAUGAAACUGGGUUUGAAGCUUCUUCUUGAAAGGGCAAAACUUGGAUCUUUUUGGUGGCCAUACAUCAGUAAUCUCCCACAAACUUACACUCUUCCUAUUUUCUUUCCUGGGGAAGACAUCAAGAAUUUGCAGUAUGCUCCUAUUCUUCACCAGGUAAACAAAAGAUGCCGGUUUCUUCUUGAUUUUGAGCAAAAAGUCAAGCAUGCAUUAGUCGGUCUUACACCAGAUAAGCAUCCUUUUGGUGGCCAAGAAGUAGAUGCUUCAUCUCUUGGAUGGGCGAUGUCAGCAGUUUCAUCUAGAGCAUUCAAGUUACAUGGUAACAAGCAAUCAAAUGGGAUAAACUUUGACAUCCCCAUGAUGCUCCCUCUAAUUGACAUGUGUAAUCAUAGUUUCAAUCCAAAUGCUAGAAUUGUUCAAGAACAAGAAACUGGUAGCACAAAGAUGUGGGUGAAGGUUGUGGCUGAGAAAGCAAUCAAGGAAGACGAUCCUUUAUUACUUUGCUAUGGAUGUUUAAGCAAUGAUCUUUUCCUUCUUGAUUAUGGAUUUGUGAUACAGUCAAACCCUUAUGACUGUAUCGAGCUCAAAUAUGAUGGUGCUCUUUUGGAUGCUGCGAGCAUGGCAGCUGGAGUUUCUUCACCAAAUUUCUCCACACCUGCUCCAUGGCAGGAACUUAUUCUAUCUCAGCUAAAUCUAGCUGGAGAAACUCCAGAUCUCAAGGUGAGCUUAGGUGGUCAAGAAAUAAUAGAAGGUCGUUUGUUGGCUGCACUAAGAGUACUCCUUGCAAGUGAUAUGGCGAGUGUACAAAAGCAUGACCUCAACACACUUAAGUCUUUAAAUGCCGAGGCUCCUCUUGGUGUUGCAAAUGACCUUGCUGUAUUUCGUACCUUGAUUGCUCUGUGUGUCAUUGCACUAGGACACUUUCCCACCAAAUUAAUGGAUGAUGAAUCUUUAUUGAAGCAGGGUGCUUCAGGUUCAACAGAAUUAGCCAUUCAGUUCAGAAUCCAAAAGAAGUCUGUAAUUAUAGAUGUAAUGAAAAACCUCUCAAGGAAGGUAAAGCUUCUUUCAUCAAAGGAAACGGUCACUGCUGAAGGCUAAGUGGCAUUGAACACUUUCUGUCGUGAAACUCGUGUCUUUUGUUUUAUUUAAGUGACAUUGAAUACUUUUUGUCAUUUGAUUUUUUUUUCUUCAGUAUUUCACUUUAGAAAUAUCAAAAUUAGUGAGACCAUCUCAAAAGUUAUUAUUGAUAUUUAUGAAGAAACAUUCAUACAUAAAAAUGACUUCAUAGUGCAAUCAAUCAUUGAUUUUUUUUCCUGA
Messenger RNA from Medicago truncatula (barrel medic), 1740 nucleotides. Its product is annotated as actin-histidine N-methyltransferase. Lineage: Eukaryota; Viridiplantae; Streptophyta; Magnoliopsida; Fabales; Fabaceae. The transcript is spliced from 5 exons. Gene Ontology annotation, biological process: peptidyl-lysine monomethylation. The record is from RefSeq and is a predicted model, not a curated record. Bases 73 to 1521 code for a protein of 482 amino acids. Gene Ontology annotation, molecular function: protein-lysine N-methyltransferase activity; protein binding.